CAACCAGCGCGGAAUCCGCUCGCGUUGCGAGGCCGGCGUGCCUGCCCCUGCCUACGCCAGGCGCCGCAACAGCAGCAGCAGCAGCAGCAGCAACCGCUUGCGCGGGCCGGCGCAGACGCAACAGACGCGUUGUUUUGAUCGCUCGUCUGCUCUCGUUUCGUGUCGCGCGCUGAUCUAAGCCUUGUUGCUUGGCGAGCCACGCGUAGUGUUAACACCGGAGCUCGACGAUCCUCUCGGGACACGACAGUGUGUGUUGCUUCGUCGCCAGUUGUCACUUGUGGCCACAUUUCCUGUAUCGCCAGUACUUCUCACUGAAGCCUUCCAGCGGUGUUGCCAACGUAGCAGCCGAAUUGUCGGAAGUGCCAUAGUUUCGGAUUUCUACCACAUCCUGGCGAGUGGGCGUCAGUGCAGUUUCUUGAUAGGCGCCUGUUUAAGUUUUAUCCGGUCCUGAUCGCGCGUUUCGUGGGUGUACCUUUUCUAUAAUUAAGACCAUCUUUGACUCACCUUCGAAAUUGUCCGUUACCUGGUAUUGAAGUGAAAGCUCCAUCGACACACAGAAAAGACCAUGGCUACCUCUAAAGAACGGGAGCUGGCAAUGGGGACGGAGAUACCACCACUUUACCCAGAAAUGCCGCCGCCGUAUCCAGACUUGAAGGAAACGCCGCCGCCGUAUGUUCAGUAUGUGCCUACGGGACCAUCGGUUAAUAGGUUCGGUGGUUUGAACCCUGCGUCAUCAGUAGUGCUGCAGGAAGGAUCACCACAGAAAACACCCCGACUGACGAAAAGGACGAUUGUGAAAUCUGCUGUGUUCGCGUCGCUUUUUGUUGCGAUUGCAGUUGUCGCUAUAUUGCUUCUUCUGCGACUUGUUAAGGAGAAAGAAUACGCAGUGCCUCCUGUAGUGGCCAACCUGAGCCUGGUAGCAGUGGCGGGUGACUCGUUCACCGCGACGUGGGAGCGACCAGUGGGCCGCUUCGACUACUACUGGGUCGAGGUGAUCGACGAUGGUAGCGGUGCAGCUGCUGGUGGGGUCGCAACACCACACCGUGUCGGAUCGUGCAGCAACGGCACCAUCAUACAUCCGGACCAGACGCAGGUCACAUGUGGACACAUCGAUGCCUGCUCCAACGUGAGCCUGAACGUGCGUACUCACGUCACUGGUCCACCGGAACGCACUUCACCAGCGGUCGUCCUGCAGGGCAUCUUCAUCCCAGGAAAAGAUCCGGAUCCGCCGAAGAACAUCACCGUGGCUCCUGAAUCGCCUUCACAGAGCCGCAUUUCGUGGGAUCCGCCAACUACUUACACGGGCGUGCUCGACAAAUACGCAGUGAAAGUGUGCUACACGUUCGAUUCCUGCGACGUUGGAGCCGAUGUCUCCACCUGCCGGGAGUUUAACACAGCUGAUACUUCCCUACACUUCGAGAGCACCGUGGACACGCCCUACUGCGUCCUUGUCACGACUACCACCCGCUGCGGCAGCGACACCCUGAGAAGUUCGCCAGAGGCUGCCGAAAUUCGCACGCCGUCUUUCGCACCAGGAGACUUCAUGAUCUCUGCCACUGCCACCGGACCCACGACUGUGGAAAUCGAGGUGCUUGCGCCUGAAGUCAAGAACGGCGCCUUGGACAAAUGUUAUGGCACGAUGCGCGGCCCAGGAAGUGAAAGAAACUUUAUUUGCAACGAAUACGGCGACAAAUCUUCCACGAUUACUCUUUAUGGACUGGUACCCGGAACUGAGUACAACUGCACCGUCACCUUUGCAAACAUCUACGACGGCCGGGAGAUGGCCACACGAAAAUCGAUCUCUGUCAGAACUCCCUACGAACCGGUAGAGCGCGACUGGAACCAAGACACUUUGGAGCCGCUGUCGCAUGAUCGACCCUACAUGGCCGCCGGCGUGGCUUUACUCCCGGUGCCUGCAGUGCUCUUUGCCUGUGUAGCAGCUUUUCUACCGCUGUGGGAGCUACAGUUACAGCGCCACUGAACGCGCAUCCGAACAUAAUAGGCUGACGCGUACAUGACGAGAAUACAUUGUCAUUCAGGCUACGCAUCGCUGAGUGCGCAGGAUGUCUUAAAAGUGAUGCUAGCUACAAAGCUUAGGGUGACGAAGGUAUCUUGUGAAAGAAUGUGGCACCACUGCGUUAGCGAUUUCAUUGUAAAUAGGAGCAGGCACCACUUCUUAUUGUGGACAAGUACAAUGGUGAUAUAAUACGCUGCCAAAGACAAAAAUAUAAUCGACAUCAGUGACGCGAUGCCGCAACAAUGGGAGGAUCAAGAAACCCAGAAAACCUCGACCUUGUUCAGGGGUGUCGGGUCACUGGCGUGAUCUCCUUACGUUCUCGUUUGUUUUCUUCGAUAUGUUGAUUUUUCUUCCGACUUUAUAACUACUUUGACGGCUCUCAUUUCUUGUUCACACGACACCCUUCGGUUUUCAUACAUGGAAGUAACUGAAGAUUGCACAGCCUUCUGCAAUCUUCCGUCGAAGCAGGUUUCAAAAUUCAAAAGGAAAGACAAAUAGCGUCACAACUUUUAUAUUUCUUUUGUUGGAGCCCAUUUCUAUUUCGUUUAAGGGUGUGUUCAUUCUGAAAGAGUAUUAAAUCUCUGCAGCUCGCCGACUCUCUGCUGGUAAUUUCGGCGGGGCUGUACUGUAUGACUUUUCUUGAGGUUUCCUCCUGAGAAGAAUGAAUUGACCUUGCACAAUGUAUCUGUCACUAUUAAUUGGCUACAGAGCAUGUUAAGUGAUACAUCCAUAGCCGAUGUUGACAGAUAACACAUAGGAGUGUCACUUUUGGAGUCAUAUUUGGUUUAGGUCUUUCUACUGUGACAACCAAUUUUUUUUUCUGUACGCCUCUAGGCGCUGCCCAGAUGUACAACUUCUAUUAUGUGAAACUUAUUGUGGUGAAUGACAAAUAUAUAUUCCCAAAAUUUGUGUACUUAUCCCUUUCCACAUUCAUUGAAGUGCGAUAGGAACAAUUGGUGCCUCUAACUUCAAGGAAUUGUGCUUUUUGGACACAUACUUUCUAGGCGCUGAAUAAACAUGGCAAAAAUUGCGUCAAUGACGUCAUAUUAACCGAGGGCACUUUUGUUAGGGUCCAAUCUACCUUCUUUUCUAUUUCACCAAUGACUGAUGGGAGAGUGUGUUGUGAAUGUUUAAUAAAAAUGAUUUUUUU
Messenger RNA from Dermacentor silvarum, 3167 nucleotides. RefSeq lists its product as uncharacterized. The transcript is spliced from 6 exons. Bases 566 to 1981 code for a protein of 471 amino acids. The record is from RefSeq and is a predicted model, not a curated record. Gene Ontology annotation, molecular function: protein binding. Lineage: Eukaryota; Metazoa; Arthropoda; Arachnida; Ixodida; Ixodidae.